AUGGCUGGAAAUGUGACAGUGGUUUAUCAGAAUGGGUUACCUGUGAUAUCUGUGAAGCUACCAUCCCGGCGUGAACGCUGCCAGUUCACACUCAAACCUAUCUCUGACUCUGUUGGAGUGUUUUUACGACAACUACAGGAAGAGGAUCGGGGAAUUGACAGAGUUGCAAUCUACUCACCAGAUGGUGUUCGAGUUGCUGCUUCAACAGGGAUAGACCUCCUACUCCUUGAUGACUUUAAGCUGGUCAUUAAUGACUUAACGUAUCAUGUACAACCACCAAAAAGAGACCUAUUAAGCCAUGAAAACGCAGCAACUCUGAAUGAUGUAAAGACACUGGUCCAGCAGCUAUACACAACACUAUGCAUUGAACAGCACCAGUUAAGCAAGGAAAGAGAGCUUAUUGAAAGAUUAGAGGAUCUCAAAGAGCAACUGGCUCCCCUGGAAAAGGUUCGAAUUGAGAUUAGCAGGAAAGCUGAGAAGAGGACUACUUUGGUGCUAUGGGGUGGCCUUGCCUACAUGGCCACACAGUUUGGCAUUUUGGCCCGGCUUACCUGGUGGGAAUAUUCCUGGGAUAUCAUGGAGCCAGUCACCUACUUCAUCACUUAUGGAAGUGCCAUGGCAAUGUAUGCAUAUUUUGUAAUAACACGCCAGGAAUAUGUUUAUCCAGAAGCCAGAGACAGACAGUACUUACUAUUUUUCCAUAAAGGAGCCAAAAAGACACGUUUUGACUUAGAGAAAUACAAUCAACUCAAGGAUGCAAUUGCUCAGGCAGAAAUGGACCUUAAGAGACUGAGAGACCCAUUACAAGUACAUCUGCCACUCCGACAAAUCGGUGAAAAAGAUUGAUCUGCAAAGAGCCUCUGAAUCCCGGCAGAAAGGACACCUGUUUGCCUUUUUAACUGAAGCACUGCAGGUGGAAGCUGGGAACCAUGUGGGGGUAGAGGGUUUUUACUUUUAAUUAUAAAAACAAAAGCAAAAAGGAUCUUAGGGAAGAAAGAAUGUUAAAAUCUGAGUAUCGGGCAUUGUGGAAUAUAAGCUCAAAGGGCUUAGUGAAUAUUGUCUUAAUCAAGCAUCUCAAUUUCUGGAUGAAAAUGAUGCUGUUAUAUAGUUGAGAGAUUCAUAAAGAGAAAAUGAUGCUUGGGGUGUUCUUUUCCUGCAUCUUCUUUGCAGGGUCAGCAAACCAGUAACACACCAGCACCCCACUCAGCGCUAAUUUUUUUAUUUGACUUUUCUUAUUUUUGACAUAGGAGUAAAUAAAUGCACCAGAAAAGCAAGUCCUCAUGAUAAUUGGGUGGCAAACAGAGUCUGAGCACAUAUCAUUAGCAUUUGUUUUAAUUUGGACUCAGUCUCUGCAAAGUUACCAGGAAUCUCUCCCUUCUGUACCCCUUUUCUGACUACCUACCUAUACCUGUUGGUUACACUAAUUUUAUCCAUAUGAUAAUUGGUUCCAACUUAUGACUGUUUGAUGAUUGACACUUUUUAAAUGUCUGUAUAUCUCAGUAUUCUGGAUGAGUUUCUAGAAAUCACUGGCAACACUGCAUGAGUUUUUUUGUUUUAGUUUGGUUUUUUGCUAAUUAGUCUUUCAGAGGAGGAAAAAUUUCCCUCCUUUAUAUACCUAUCUCAUUGAUAAUCCCUUCUCCCUCCAUAACUCAAAUCGGGGUGGGGCAUUCAGCUAAAUUACCAAAUCAGGAAGAUGUAAGGAUUACAAAUUGGCUAAAAAUCAUGGCUCUGUAGCCAUUUCAGAACCAGAAUGAUUUCAUUGCUGUUAAUCCACUUGUGUGACAGCAUUCCAGGCCACUCAGGUGGCACUACCUUUUCUGGAGGCUUUGUUCGUUCCGAAGGACAAACACUUCCAGCUGUCUUCGAGCCCUCGCACCUCCACCACUUUAGUCACUGUAAAUCAAGUGUGUGGGUCUCAAAGGGUGCAAUUUAUCUUUAUACAGGAAUACAUUUCUGUGGCUUUCUUCAGCCCUCCCUCUCCACCCUAUUUUUUUCUUAUCUUUAAUUGAGAAAGAAGAAUUAAUCUUAUACUCUAUCAAAAUAUUUUCUACCAUGUUUUCAGAUGACAUCUGCAUUUGGAGAGUCAAAGAAAUCUGUGUCUAAUAUCCUGUUUUUGACUACUGUGGGGCAGGAUGGAAACGAUGAUGGGGCUUUGCCUCACUGCCGAUUGGCUUUUUUCUUUCACAUGAUUCAUCCCUCCUCAUUGUGGCAAGGGUUUCACUCUUCUUCCUCCUUUGGGAUCACUAUGUAUGAAAGGAAAAACGUUAAAUGACAAACCCAGACUCCAGGUGCCUUGCAGAGGUCGAAGGCCAGCCAGGGCUGCUGCUGCUGCUGCCACCACCCCUUUCACUGGCAUGACAGAAUGAAAGGAUGUAUGUCUGCACCUCCUAGCCCCCCUCCCACUUCCUCCCGCCACCCCCCCCCAGUCGUUCAAUCCCUCAUUUAUUUUUGUUGUGUGAAUUAUUUUUAAAACAUUUAUCCUGUUUGUGUGUAGGGUUUUUGAGAAGAAACAGCACAGUGCAAUCAGCAAAUCAUUUUGGGGUGUGUGGGAGGUAAGGGAGGGAAUACAUGGAGAAAAGUCCUUUAAACAAAUAGCAAAAUAUUGAACAUGUGUAAAAUCCUGUAUCAUUUAUGAAAUAUGUAUAAAAAGCAAUGUAUCUUCUGGAACAAUAAAUACUUAUUCAAUUUUUGAA
Molecule: messenger RNA, 2693 nt
Organism: Galeopterus variegatus (Sunda flying lemur)
Lineage: Eukaryota; Metazoa; Chordata; Mammalia; Dermoptera; Cynocephalidae
Gene: MCU
Product: mitochondrial calcium uniporter
Exons: 7
Coding region: 1-846 (281 amino acids)
Biological process (GO): mitochondrial calcium ion homeostasis; calcium import into the mitochondrion
Cellular component (GO): uniplex complex; mitochondrial inner membrane
Molecular function (GO): uniporter activity; calcium channel activity
Source: RefSeq, a predicted model, not a curated record